UGGAGAUAGAAAAUUGUGCCAACAUGGCUUCUACUCGAUUGGAAACAAAUUUUAUGCGCUUGCUAAAUCGCUGCGAAGCGAUGGCAGCCGACAGAAACCGUAAUGAUUGGCGCCUUGAAAAGUAUGUUGGUGCUCUUCAAGAGAAACUUACAGAUCUCCGCGGGGCCCCAUGUAAACCUUCACAGGAGACACUCACUGAGUACACACGCAAAGUGGAGCUUUUAAAAGGGCUCAUUGAAGCUGAGAAACUUACUUCUGCAUCGGAUAAGGCCUUUGCUGCAGACCAAUUGCCAUCAAGCAGUCUGUCUGGUGAUGGAUCUCACAGCAAGGAACUUCUACUCCAAACUAAAGCCAAGUACCAUAACCAGAUGAGGGAUGAAUUACUUGGGAGAAUAGAUGAUAAACCCAGUGAAAACGGUGUCCGUCAGAGAAAUGUACCAGACAGCGAGGACCUGGACACAGUAUUAGCUCAUCACAAUCAAAUGCAGGAGAAAAUUGCGGAGGAAAUGUCUCUACUGGCUCGCAAUCUGAAAGCAAAUGUGACAGCUGCUGGGAAAAUAGUACAGGAUGAUAACAAGAGGUUAGCCGAGUCCAACAAGGUAGCUGACAGCAACUACGCCAAAUUAAAAGUGGAGAGUGAACGUUUGGAGGUGCAUACCAAAAAGUCAUGUAACUGGACACUCUGGAUCAUGCUCUCAUUAGUGUGUUUCACUUUCAUAUGGAUGGUGCUGUUUAUUAGGCUCUUCCCAAAGCGAUAAUGUUUGAACGAUCUUCACUAUGCUAGAUACAUGUUGUUUGCUUCAGUGGUUUCUUCAUAAUUGGCAUUUACCUCAAGAUAGUUAUCAUAAAAUGUGCUCUCUUGAAAGGAAUAAUUCCAAAGAGCAUUGUUUGGUUUGGGAGUCCACUCAGAAAGGGGUUGUCCAUAAAUUACGUACCCAUCUAACCACUGAUUUUCAGCCCCCCACCCAUCCCCCUGUAGGCAUUCACAUCAGUAAGUCACAUAUUCUAAAGUGUAUCCUUUAGUGUGUAAUAAGCAACUUUGCCUGGGCUUGGCCAAGCUUGUUAUGAAUUGACCUUAAAAUGGUGGUUAAUGUUGUUUAGGUCAUAUGAGAUAUGACAUGGGCUGAAUGCAAUUUGCUCAAUAGUGUGCUAAAGGAAUAGAUAGGUUGGGGAUGUAAAUGGUCAAUGCAUUUAUCAUCAGUGUUUAUUGUCAUCAUCUAUUUGUAAAUUUAUCUCACAACAUAUUAAGGAGAAUUAAAUUAUUUAU
Lineus longissimus is the source of this 1267-nucleotide messenger RNA. RefSeq names its product vesicle transport protein USE1-like. The record is from RefSeq and is a predicted model, not a curated record. Gene Ontology annotation, molecular function: SNAP receptor activity. Gene Ontology annotation, cellular component: SNARE complex; endoplasmic reticulum. The transcript is spliced from 5 exons. The coding region runs from base 24 to 758 and encodes 244 amino acids. NCBI's taxonomy places the organism in Eukaryota, Metazoa, Nemertea, Pilidiophora, Heteronemertea, Lineidae. Gene Ontology annotation, biological process: retrograde vesicle-mediated transport, Golgi to endoplasmic reticulum.